Spodoptera littoralis (African cotton leafworm) is the source of this 2144-nucleotide messenger RNA. Lineage: Eukaryota; Metazoa; Arthropoda; Insecta; Lepidoptera; Noctuidae. The record is from the annotation of a GenBank genome assembly.
AUGGCCAUCUUUGAGGCGCGCGCGGAACGCGACGCCUUCCCUUCGUGUCCUUCGCGAUGGCUGAGACAAGUACCUUCCGAAACUUCCAUGUCCGGUGAGGACCUGCAUCAGGCGGGCUCCAUGAAAUCUGGGAGGCAGAAGGAGUGUGUGGUGACUGGAACGCUAUGUCUCAUGCUGCGUAUGUCACAACUGGCUGGCGUCGCACCGAUCCGUUUCCGACGCUUGCACGGGCUUUUAUCAACCACUACAAUAGCUAUAGACAUCCUAAUUGAGCCGGAGAGGUCGUACCGCACCCGUACAAACUCGACCCGCAUCGUCUGGGUAGCUGAUGUAGGUACUGUUGGCUUGGUAGUCUGUACUGCCGCAUUCACUGGUUUCAGUCGUAUGAAAUGCCUGAUGGUGUAUUUGUUGAAGCUGCAAGAGAUAAACUUAAAACUGAGUCUGUACCACGAUGAACCAUCAAAUGAAAGUGCGAGGAAACUGAUAGCAGUCAGUUCCAUGAUCUUCACCUGCUCAACCAUAUUGCUGGACUUCAGCAUAUUCAUCUACCAAGUCGCUAUUGAUCAUGGGAAAUUGUUCACAUCAUGCAUGUAUAUCUUCUACAACAUAUCGACAGCAGUGCAGCAAGUGAUACUGCUCACGUUCUCUGAGACCGCCACCGCUGUGUGCACCUCGCUUCUUUCACUCAACAACUGCUUGAAGAACCUUCUUGAACAAAUUGUGCACGACUCACCUGAAGCAAGGAACUCGGUAUUGAACCAGGACUGCAGAAUCGACAUUUAUAACACUAUCUCCAGUAAAUCCAUCAACAGUGUCGUUGACACUAUGGCGGCGUACAGAGCUCAACCAAGACCAGCACUACAUCCUCUACCAAUAAUGAUACGUCGCCUAGGCUUACUAUAUUGUUCCCUCUGCGACGUGGUGCGUCACGUUAACGAUAGCUAUGGUACAGUUCUCGUCGCCAUGUUGCUGUGCCUUCUCCUGCAUCUUGUCAUCACGCCGUACCAUGUCAUCACUAAUAUCUUCAACAAAUCAAGAUCAGACAGGUCGAGCCCAACUUUGCAACUGAACUGGGUUGUAUUGCACUUUAUCAAUUUGUUGUUAAUCGUUGAGCCCUGCCAUCGCACCCAUGAAGAGAUGAGACGAACCCGCCACCUGAUCAGUCAGAUGCUGCGUCACACGACUACUGACAACAAUGGUUUGCUGUCUGAGCUGCAGAUAUUCUACCAGCAUCUGAGUUUGAAUGAAGUGUCGUAUGCACCAUUGAAGAUGUUCCCGUUGGACAGGACUCUUAUUGUUACGGUACCAUUCUUAGUAUAUUUUUAUUUAAGUUUACCAUUCACGGGUCCACAGGGCAUUCCCAAUUCCCAAAAGGUCGAUUCUUGGAAGUAUCACCACUUACCUGGUAGUAGUUGUUCAGCUUUAAACUGGAAAUUUCAGGGAAAAGAAGAAUAGAACAUACUCAAGAGUGUUUUAUUGUCCCUCAUUUAAUAUAAUUUGAACAAUAAAUCGUGUACCUACUAAAUUGACCUUUUAUUUGUCUUUGUCUCCUUUCUUACUAUUAUAUUGUUCCAAAAGAUUUUCAGUCGUAAUUGCACAAUCUUCAAUGUCCUCAGGAUUCAAAUCUAAACCAAACAUGUGUUCAAAUCCAAGAAACACUUUACCAUAUUUAUGGAACAUAUCUCUUGUAUCGUCAUCUAAUUUAAAUAUAGCUUUUCUUUUAAAAAUACCAUCUACUGCAUUAUCAUUCAGAUUACCAUUAUUAGAAAAUCUUUUAGCAAUUACUUUACUUUCCUCGAAUUCAUCCAAGCCUUUCAUGACAACAUUGCUGUUACCAUAUUCGUAAGCUACAGUCGUUCUAGCUUCUUUAGAACCAUCAGUGUCUCUUUUAUUUACAUUGUCUUCCUUUUCAUUAUUUUCACGUUUGUCUCUAUCAUUUUCAUCACAAGAUUCCAUUUCCGCAUACUCACCAUCAAGGUUUCUCUUAAACAUUGUGACGUCGUUAUUCUCCAAUAUUUCAGGCCUUACCUCUAUUACAUUUAGUAAAUAUUCAAAGAGAACUGGUAUGCUUCUGAAUAUUUGUAUGUAUUCAUAAUGUGGAUCGCUGGAUUCGUUUGUUUCUAUAAAAUCAGUGUGAAUGCGUU